CACAGUGUUCAGUGACUCGUCGAUGCCAGUUGACGGGUGAGGACGGUUCGGGACGGUACACCUGACUGUCUCGGGCGGUAUACCUGUUCCUCUCUCUCCGAUACUUUCCUUUGUGUUAGGGAGCGAUACAGUUGUCUUCAUCCAUUGGGCCAUUAAUGAGAGUUAGUGUCUUUCUACAACCGUCGGUCGACGCAUCCAACUAUGACGAGUCCAGGAGACGCAGGAGCUGCCAGACCGCAGGACAACAUAACAGAGGCUCACGUGAAGGCGGCGCUGACGGUGGACAAGGGCAGCGAGGCCGACCUCGUCUCUUGGAGCGUUAAGGACUUUACACACAAGGGUGACAACUACGCCACCAUCGUCACUAGCGUCAGUGUCAAGUUCUCCUUGGCAGGGCAGGAGCGAACUACCUCUUAUGUCGUCAAACUCAACCCAAUGCGGCCUUUUCUAGAUUUUGCAGUGUUUACUCAAGCAAUAUUCUAUAAAGAAGCAGAAUUUUUCGAAGAAAUUCUUCCUCUACUGAACGCUGAGCUGACGGUCCGUGGUCUUCAAGGCUUAAGAGUAGCAAAGUGGUUUUACACGUCAUUAGAAAAAGACAAAGAGAUGAUUUUCCUGGAGGACCUCCGCUUACGUGGGUUUAAAAUGUUUGACCGCAAGAAGGGAAUGGACGUGGCCCACGCCACCCUCGUCCUGCAGGAGCUGGCCAGACUCCACGCCGCCUCCCUCCUGCUGAAGGCCACAGCACCCGAGCAAGACCUGGCAGACAGGUUCAAACAUAUUAAAGUUGAUUGGUUAAAUUAUUCAAAGAAUGCUAGGCAGACAAUCAGUGAGAUGUUUUCUUCUCACUUUGCGAAUGCUGAGGAAUUACUGCAUGAUAUAGAAGGCUACGAGGUAGCAGAACAGUGGAUGGCCAAACAUAAGAAUGAUUGCGCUGGUCUUUUCGAGAGCCAGCUGGUCAGAACUCCCAAGUUUGAUGUCAUCUGCCAUGGUGAUUGUUGGAACAAUAAUGUGCUCUUCAGAUACAAUGAUGAAGACGAGCCCGUUGAAGUGAUGUUAGUUGACCUCCAACUGAACCGUGUAGCCUCCGCGGCCACCGACCUCAACUACCUCCUCUACACCAGCCUCCACGGCAACGACAGGAAGGCCAACUGGCGGGACUUCCUCUCCUCCUACUACGACACCUUCCAGGGUGUGAUGGAGGCCGGGGGGAGGGACAUGCCCUUCACCCUGGAGGAGCUCCAUCAGGAGUACAAAAACAAGAUGGAAUACGGUAUACUAUUCUCGACAAUGACAGUGUCGAUUAUAAUUAGUGAAAGUAAAGAUAUUCCUGAUAUUGAUAACUUAAAGGAAGAAGACAUUCCGAAACUCCUUGAAGAGUAUCGGCAGAAAUCUCUUGGCAUGAUGAAAAACAAUCCACUCUUUCGAUCUCGGUUCCUCGCCUUGUAUGAUGAACUGAUUCAGUUGGGAGCCAACAAUUGUAACAAUAUCAAAUGAAGAAAUAAACGUUUUCUCAAAUAGUGCUAA
Molecule: messenger RNA, 1524 nt
Organism: Procambarus clarkii (red swamp crayfish)
Lineage: Eukaryota; Metazoa; Arthropoda; Malacostraca; Decapoda; Cambaridae
Source: RefSeq, a predicted model, not a curated record